Molecule: messenger RNA, 585 nt
Organism: Vollenhovia emeryi
Lineage: Eukaryota; Metazoa; Arthropoda; Insecta; Hymenoptera; Formicidae
Exons: 3
Source: RefSeq, a predicted model, not a curated record
UUAUUCUUUAGUUAUUAUUUGUUUUCUUUAGUUGGCCCUUCGCUGCAAAAGACAAGCUUCAGAGAACCGUUGCCUCCAAAACUUCGCUUAGUUGUCACUUUGAGCUAUUUAGCAUCUGGUGAUAGCCCCAAAUACUUAUCUAAAUACUAUAGGAUUGGUGCUUCUACUAUUUAUAAAGUAAUCCAGGAAACCUGCGAAAAUAUUUGGCAAGCUUUAGCUCCGUUGUUUCUCAAAGCACCUACCGUAGAAAAAUGGAAUGAAAUAGCUGAACAUUUCUACAAUCGUUGGAAUCUGCCUAACUGUGUCGGUUCUAUCGAUGGAAAACAUAUCCGUAUACAGUGCCCUCCUCGUAGUGGUUCAGAGUUCUUUAACAACGAGAAUGGAUCAAAUGGAAUAGUGACACAAGGAACAUGGCGAGAUACAGCUCCAUGUUUAAAUUUGAACAAUAUUAGUCGAUUUGGCAGUAAUAAUGCUACAAGAACAGCUAUCACUCAAAGAACAACAUUGGCCGAAUGGAUGCUUACAGAUGAAGGACAAGUACCCUGGCAAUUUCAAAUAAUUCGUGGUUGUGAUAGAAACACAUGA